Molecule: messenger RNA, 4531 nt
Organism: Micropterus dolomieu (smallmouth bass)
Lineage: Eukaryota; Metazoa; Chordata; Actinopteri; Centrarchiformes; Centrarchidae
Gene: nes
Product: nestin
Exons: 4
Coding region: 107-3922 (1271 amino acids)
Biological process (GO): positive regulation of intermediate filament depolymerization
Cellular component (GO): intermediate filament
Molecular function (GO): CCR5 chemokine receptor binding; intermediate filament binding
Source: RefSeq, a predicted model, not a curated record
CUGACUCAGGCCUGGACACGGGGAUACAGUGUGCUGCUAAAUCAUAAUCACUUUACCUGUGAGUGACGCCUUGCUUUGCUAAAUCUCUUUAUUUUCUACCACAGACAUGGAGCUCCACAGUCUGCAUAGAACCUUUCAUCACAGCCACCUGGGUGAGGAGAAGCACCAGAUGCUGAACCUGAACAGACGCCUGGAGACCUACCUGAGCCGGGUCAAACUCCUGGAAGAGGAAAAUGCACUGCUUGCAAAAGAGCUCCACGGUCUGAGACGCAGCAAUCAGGGAGCCUCGAUACGAAGGAAGGGUCUGGAGGAAGAGCUGCGGAAGGCGAGGCUGGAGGUGGAUGUAGCCUGGAGGGACAGGGUCCACGCAGAGCUGGAGGUCGGCAGGCUGACCGAGGAGGUCCAAGCCCUGGACCUGCAGAGGCAGAGGGAGGCUCGGGACCAGGUAAAAGCCAAGACAAAACUGGACCAAAGCAGGAAGGAGCUGGAGGAGGAACAGAGGGCACAGAUCUGGCUGAGGGAGAAGGUCAGUCAGCUGGAGCAUGAGAUGAGGCUCCUAAUUCAAACCCAUCAGCAGGAUGUGGCCCACUUGGAGGCCACUUUGACUCAUUCCAGAGCCACAAUGUCACCCACACUGGCUCAAAGAGGCAACCAGACACCAGACCUUCUACAGCUGGGACAGGAGUACUCUGAGAGGGCCACCAGGGCACGGCAGGAGGCAGCAGAGGCCUAUGAGGGGCAGUUAGCUCGGCUGGAGGAGUCACUUAACCAGGCCAGGAGCCGUUUAACCCAAGUGGGCCAGGAGAAGACCGAGAGCCAGCUGAAGCUCCAAACCCUAAAGAAUGAAAUCGCCUCAGCUCAUGAUGUCAGGCAGCAUCUGGAGAAGACUGCAGCCCAACAGGCAGUCAAAUACAGUCAGGAGAUCCAGCAGCUCCAGGGGCACUUGGAGGGCCUUGAGGUGGAGAAAGAGGAGCUGGGCCAGCAGAUUGAUAGUCUCCUCCUGGAGAACCGACGCCUGCUGCAGCUGAAGAUGUCUCUGGGGCUGGAGGUGGCAACUUACAGAGCUUUGCUGGACAGUGAAAGCAUCAGGGGAGACAACUCUUUCUUACAUCAGCCAAGAAACAUUUUCAUCACAGAUGCAGUUUUCAGUCCUCAAGGGGUUAAAAAGAAUUACCAGACCCAGCUGUCUGCUAGCCCCAAGACCAUUUACCACUCAUCUGUCCACAGCAUAACAGGAACAGGACCAACAGUGAUAACUGCAAAACCGGUAACCCUCACUAAAACAACAAAGAUUUCCACGAAACAUGCAAAUGAAGACACAAAGUCAGCAACAUGGGAAACCCCUUAUCCAAAAAUACUGCAGGAUGAAGCCAUUGAAAAUUUCAGACCUCAGGAAGUUGAUGAGAAAGCAGCCUGUGCUGAGCCUCUGUCAUCUCCUAAUAAGCAGGAGGCUCUUACUGAAAUAACAUCAGGGGGCAAAGAAGAGGUUAGUGUUGAACCUCCUGAGGAAGGACCAGUUGUUGAGUCAGUUGUUAGUUAUCAGGUUGAGUCUGGCCUCAGCCCUGAGCCACCAUUCAAUGAUGAAGUUAGUCAGCAUCAGUUUACCACACCCAACCUUACACCAUACCAUGUCAAAAUGACAGAGGAGCGCAGUGGUUUCUCAGAUGACUCGGAUAAAGAUGAACCUUUUGAAAUACCUGCUGAUAAAGAAGAUAUGCAAGACCCACCUGCUCCAACUGAUGCAUUGGUAGAGAAAGCCUGUAUAAGCAAAGAAGCAGAGUAUGUGCAAGGGAAAACCUCAGAUUCUGAAACUGAGGCGCUACUUGAACCAAACUUUGAACCCAGGACAAGCUGUUCAGUGUCUGAAUGUGAGCCUGAAGAAAGUGUGUUUAACACAGACUUCAGCCAAGAUGAAAACAUCUUAGAGGAGGAUGCAGCUGAGAUAAGACAAGAAAUAAGCUGUUCUGUAACAGGAACAAAUGAGAUGGCAGUUGAGGAUAUGUUGUACCCUGAUGGAGAAGAGAUGGAUACAUGGGAUAGCGUAAUAGAAAGGAAGGUUGAUCUGAAGACAGAUGAUGGCAUAAAAAAGGAUGAAGAAAAACAUCAGCACGCUGAACCAGAGGAAGACAUAUCAGCACAAGAGCAUGAAAAGAAAGAAAUUAGGCAGGAUGUUGCCACGGAUGUACAGCAAGAUGACAAUGUGGCCUCUUCAAUAAUGGACACACAAGUAGACGACGAUGGACAGUGUGCUGCGUUAGACCAAGAGCACGCAUUGCUACCUGACAAUGAAGAAGACGACGAUGAAGAGGAAGAUUCUCAAAAUGUCUCUGUAUCAUGGAGGACCGAGCUAGAGAGCGACAGCUACGCUCAGGAUAACACUAUUGCAGACACUCGUCCUCUGAUUCGAUACAAGAGCGAUGAGGCGGAAGCCAAUACUCAAGUGUCACACAUGGAUGAGAGUGAGUCUAGUGAAGGUGAACAGGACAAGAAGACUGGAGAGACAGGAACUGGGCCGUGGAGCGAAGGCAAGUCAAAGAACUUUGGAACUAUGGAAGAUCUGUGCGAAGAAGUUGAAGGGAAAGAGUUGGAUGAGGAAUUUGAUCUGGGACAUACUGAUGUUGAUGACAGGGGUGCUGGCCACGGCAUGACUUUAAGUGAGCACGCAAAACUGGUGAACAAUCCAGACACAACAGAAGAAAUAAUCAGAAAACUCAGUGAGGGACAUUCAGGUGAAGAAAUGGAAGAACUCACCAAACCCAUGGUACCCACAAAUGUGGACUACGAUGAGGAGUUAGAGACAGACAGACUUGUGGAACAGGAAUUAGAAAACCUAGCCACAGACAGCUACAGCGCUCACUUUGCGCAGCAGCAGGUCUGUGAGAGCGAGGAGAUGCUACAUCUGCAAGGCAAGUCUUUCGAUAAAAUGGCCGAGCAUGAAGAAGCUGGAAAAACAAAAAUGGAAGACAAUAUAGUUCAAUCUCAAACAGACACUGUGGCUGAUGAGGAGGUCCAGCAUAAAGAUCAAGAAGUCAUAGUUGCUCCAGAGAAAGGAGAGGAGGAGGACGAACACUGUGUGUCCAUGGUGACACAUGCUGAUGUAACAGAAGAUCACUCAACCAUAACACCUGAUAUGGAAGAAAUCAACAACGACCCUAACUCUGUGUCACAGGUAGAAGUAGAUCAGGAAAACCUGCAGGAUGUGGCAGUCCCCACUGAGGUGAAAUAUGUUGUACCUGUGGAAGCAUCCGGUGUUUCUCAAAAACAUGUAAUGGAGGAUGUUGCAGACUGUCAGGAAUUGCCAGAAGUUCCAAAAACAACUGAAUGGGAAGUCCUAGAGAACCUAAGUGAGGACUUUGAAAUCAGAGAUCAGAAUGAAGACUAUGAACAAUGUGAUAAUGUGCUCGAGUCAGCUGAAAGUUAUCUCCAUGAAAAUGAAGGCUCUGAUGAGGACGUUGUGAUUUCUAAAGAAGAGCCCCUCGGAAUUUCCCCCAACGUCGUGCUUGACGAAAACGACACCCUUGUGGCGAAGGACGCAACAGAACUAUUAAACACAAAUGGCAAAGACAACGACCUCCAGGGUUUCUUGAGCUCUGGUGUAAAGAAUGACUUCUGGGUGUCGUCCUUGGAGACCGGUGCCACCUAUCAACCGGAUAAUGCCCACAAUGAAGCAGCUGAGCAAACAAAUCUGAAUCUAGGGUUUACUGAUAACCUGGUUUGGGGGAAUUUUGAAAACCCGAAUGUGGUUAACAUUACCUCCACAGUGGAUAUUAACUCAUCUAAAGCCCUGUCCAUUAAGAAAGAGCAGGAGCAGAUGCAUUUGGAGGAGAAGCAGGUGUUGUGUAGAAAUGAGGGGGAGUUGGUCCAUUCGGAGGAGUCUGAUGUUGAGGGGGAAUCCUGGUCAUCUGGGGAGGAACCGGUAUAGAAAGUAUUGAGAAGUUUGAGUUAAACUAGUUUUAGAUCAGUGUUAUAGGAAAAUUACUUUUUCUGCAUAAUGCAUUUACUAUGAAAACCAAAGCCGUGCCUUGGUGCGCACAUCUGUGACGCUAACCACCAGUGUGCCAAUUCUAUCCAUAAAGAUACCCAGCUCUUGCCUUGUUUCCUUAAACUGACAAUUUUUUCUCCAGUUCUAAUUGUUGAACUCUUUUUAGUUUUCAGUGUGCAUGUUAUGGAAAGAGGGUUGGGUAUUUCUGCAUGAGGGAACAGCAUGAAGACAGAACAAAGAAGGUCAUUUGAAAGUCAAUGCAUUUUAUUGAUUGCUGCCUCAUCUGAUUUUACUGACUGAUCAAUGAGACCAGAAGGGAAGUAAACCCUGAAGAGCUGGUUUUCACUGUGUAUCAAACAGACAGCUAGUGUUUCUGCUGGCGAGUUAUCCGAUUUCACCACACAAAAAGUGACUCAUCUUUGCAUGUUUUACACAUUUGUAGAAUGAAAAGAUGGUUGUUUUCAAGUUUUAUGUUAAAGAUAUGACUAAGCAAACUGUCAUGUUUGUAUUUGGCUGCUCUGUAUUAAACAGAUAGGCUUAUGACCUCUU